Acanthaster planci (crown-of-thorns starfish) is the source of this 7944-nucleotide messenger RNA. RefSeq lists its product as uncharacterized. NCBI's taxonomy places the organism in Eukaryota, Metazoa, Echinodermata, Asteroidea, Valvatida, Acanthasteridae. Gene Ontology annotation, molecular function: sequence-specific DNA binding; chromatin binding; transcription corepressor activity. The record is from RefSeq and is a predicted model, not a curated record. Gene Ontology annotation, biological process: regulation of DNA-templated transcription. Gene Ontology annotation, cellular component: nucleus.
UCGGAGGCGAUGAUCAGACCAAAUCCAAUCGUCAUGAGACCAAAACAACGUUUUUCCUUCUGAAAUUGGGACCACAGGGAGAAUUUAUAGAUGAUGGUGAUUGCUCGAUAAGGGUUAACCUCAAAAAGACUAUUCAGCAACCGGGGCAUUAUUACCGGUAGUUUCAAUCAUGGGGGAGAAACGAGAGGGAGGAGAGGAGGGUGUUGGCCAUUCCCACCACCACCACCACCACCCGCGCCGCAAGCGCUCCGUGGAGAUCAGCAAGGCCGACGAUGCCCCACCCCAGCGCUCACCGCCGAUGAAGCCUAGCGGUGGCCGGAAGAACAGUUUGUCCUCGCGCAUCAAGCGGGGUGCCGAUGGGGAGAUCAUGUCAUAUACCACAUCGGACCACAGUACAACGUAUACUGUCGGGGAUAGUGUGUAUGUGGAAAGUCCAAGGCCCGACAUGCCAUAUUUCAUAUGCACAAUACAAGACUUCAGAGUGAGCAAGAGGGACAAUGUGAUUGUUGGGGUGAAGUGGUUCUACCGUCAGUCUGAAGUGCCUGACUCUGUCUAUCAGCUUCUGGUCCAAGACAGGCACACCGAAAAUGAUUCUGGCACUGACCUGGUCACCAAAGACCCUAUCAUUAAGAGCCGAGAGCUCUUUGUUUCAGACACUACAGAGAACUACCACGUGUCACUGCUGAGGGGUAAGGGAACUGUGAAGCACUUCAAGGAUAUACAAAAUGCCAAGGACUUCAAGGCCAGACCUGACACCUUCUUCUAUAUCCUUGGCUACAACCCCGAGACGAGACGGCUUGCCAGCACUCAGGGUGAGAUUAGAGUUGGCCCCAGUCAUCAGGCUGUCUUGCCUGAACUUCGCCCCAAGGAGAAGCAGCCCAGUGGUCUCGUGAUCACCAGGCACGAGGAGUUGACCUGGCGACCUGUCAUUCAUGACAGCGACCUCAAGAUGUACCUCCAGGCUGCAAGGAGUAUGGCGGCCUUUGUGGGCAUGUGUGAUGGUGGCUCCCCCGAGGAGGGCUGCGAGGUAGCAUCCAAGGAUGACACGACAAUCAAUGCAUUGCAGCGUCUCCAUGAAAAUAACUACCACUAUGGCAAAGCCUUGCAGUCUCUUGUCAAGACUUGUGUGCCACGUUCAGUGGAUAAGAAAUGGAAUGAACAGGAAACGAAAAUCUUUGUGAAGGGACUGCGCCAAUAUGGCAAGAAUUUCUUCCGCAUCCGCAAAGAGCUUCUCCCACACAAAGAAAGGGGCGAUCUUGUCGAGUUUUACUACUACUGGAAAAAAUCCCCAGAGGCGUCUGGGCAGAGGAUAUACCGUCGGCAUCGCAGGCAGAGUGUCCUCCGUCGAAUCAAGACCUGUGCCCGGGCUAAUCGGCCUCCCUCUAAUGAAUUCUUGGACCUGAGCUCAGCGUGUGAGAGUGACAUGGACAGCGACGACAGCGAGAGAGACUUCAGCAGUUACGCUUGCCGACACUGCUUCACCACAACAUCCAAAGAUUGGCACCAUGGGUCUCGAGAGAGAAUCCUCCUCUGCACCAACUGUCGUCUCAGUUUCAAGAAAUAUGGCGAACUUCCGCCGAUCGAGAACCCCCGGGAGCCGCCGGCUUUCAUGUUCAAGCCAGUCAGGGAGGGGGAGUCCUAUGACGUUGGCCGCCACAAGCUGAGAAGUCGAAGACAGAGGGAUUUAGUGAGCUCAACUCUCCGCAGCGGACGGAACAAACAUGGGAGCGUCAGCGAGCCAUGCAGCCCUGUGAAUGUUGAGAGGAAACAGGACAAGCAUCGCAACUCCCCGAGCAUGCUCAGCACCUCCAGUGACAGCAGCAGCAAGUCGAGCGAAAAGAAAGUCAAGGAGGAGCCAGGGGCAGAGCCCCCGGAGAGCCCAACGGCACCCUCCAUUAAACAGGAGCCCGGCGGUGAGGAGGAAGAAGACGAAGAAGAGGAGGAGGAAGAUGAAGAAGAGGCAGAGGAAGAAGAGACGAUCGAAGAAUCCAGGAUGAGGGCGGAGGAACCAGCAGCAGAUGAUGGAGGAGCGCCAGAUACAGAUGCUCCAGAACUGGAACAGAUGGAGACAAACUCUGACAACGACCAGGACGCCACUACAACUACAGACAGCAACAGUAUCACCAAUGCCAAUGAUGAGUCCAGCCACCCUGAAGGGGAAGGGAUGUCAGAUGAUACGAGCUCUUCAUCUCGAUCACCUUCCCCAACAGCAGACUCAGAAGGUCAGGAUCAGGUGGAAUCCACCCCUCUAAGCACACCCAUGGUAAAAGUCAAAGAGGAGAAGAUGGACGCAGAUACCAGUGACGGUGACAUUGUAGCAAAUCGUCAGGGCACCCCUUCCUCUCAACCGUUUUCUGUUAUCCAGCGCUUUGACAGCCCAGACUCAGUCCCUUCAAGACAGCCCUUUGAAAGUCGUCCAAGUUCAAACAGUCCUUUGCUUGGUAAGGCCGAAGCAUUUUAUCGCCCUCCACCAAUGCCCCUCAUCAAAAUGGAAAAAGUUGAUGAGCCAGAACCUUAUCAGCAUCAGCCUCUUCCACUUGUUAAAAAGGAACCAAGGCAAGACAAAGUGGAUGAGACUUGUAAAUCUGAGUCACCUCGCCUGCAGACACCGGAUCGUCCGUUAAAUAUGGGCAACCAACUAGGAGUGCCUCUUGAUCCUUUCAGGCAGCCCACUGAGUGCUUCAGACAUCCCAUCGAUUAUCAGCGCUCUAAUGAAAGGCUUUAUUUCCCUGAUGGCAGUUUAAGACCACCAGUUCCUAGUCUACGCCCUCCUGCAGGAGGCUCCCCCUCGAGACCUCCUGCUGACAAAUAUAGACUGCAGUCAGAUGGCUGUGGUCCUCCCCCUGAACUACUGAAAUCUCGUCAGACUAACUCCAGAAGUUCUGAAAAGGAUAAACUUUCAAGAGAUGGUCAGGAUCAGACCAGAUAUUCGAUAGGUAACUUUAAAAACCAAGUGGAUCACUUGCAGCUCUCCAGUGACGAUGCCAGACAACAAAAAGGAGCUCAGUUUCAGGUUCGAGAGGAAUCACAAAGAUUUGAUGAACGAUAUAGGGCUUCCGGCAACACCAGAUUACCUCCUGUCUUCUCAUACAGCCCUAAGCCUCAAGCAGUGCGAUCUGAAUCGCUUAAAGAUGACAAGUUUCAAGACGAAUUCAGGUCAUCGUCAAAGUUGAAAUCAACCAGUGAAUUUUCCAGACCUCAGCCAGACCCAAGAAUGUCAGCUGAGAGCUCAAUAUCUCCAGUAGAUAAAUCCAGACAAAGUGUCGAGCGUCGGUAUCCCAUUAUAGACCAUAGCAGACCAUUUGGAAGCCAUUUCAAAGAUAUGGAGGGCAUGUCCAAAUCUUCAGUGGAGUCCCCCAAAUCACAAGAUGAAUAUUUACGAUCUUUGGGCGAGCAAUCAAGAAUUCAACCUACAGGGGGCAAUAUGGCUCAUCCCAGGGAGCAGGCACGAUUUGGGGAGCACUUGAGACCAGAGCUGUUUGUACCUGGAGAUUCAUUAAGACACCUAGAGUAUUUACAGCCUGGUACACAUCCACGAUCUAGUGAACAUUUGCGAUCAAUUGAUGGCAUGCGGCACGGAGAGCAUCCUAACACAGGUGAAACCCGGAGACCCGAAGAUAAACACAGACCAGGGGAUCUCCCGAAGUCUGGGAAUUUACAAAACCAUCUUAGACUGGGAGAACAUCCAAAAUAUGAUUGUCCAACCUUCACUGAUAAUCCAAGACCAGCUGGCAACCCAAGACAAGAUGAUUACCUGAGGUCCAGAGAAAGACAGAAUGAUUUCCCAGAAUCAAAGAAGCGUCCUGGACUUAGUGAGCUGACUGCACACAGAGAAAUGCACAAAAAUGAGCAUUAUAGACCAGCAGAAAAACACAGACCAGGAGAGCAAUCAGGAGAGGAACCAGGAGAGCCUCGCAGGCCAGUGGAAAGUCUAGCAAGACCUCUGGAACACAUCCGACCUAAUGAGCACCCUCGACUUAGUGAAUGGUAUGGCUUUGGGAGUCACAUGAGAUCCAGGCAGCACAUAAGACUCGAAGAGCAUCCCAGAUCCAGUGAAUAUUCCAAACAACCAGAGCAACCUGAAUCUGGAGAACUGCAGAGAUCAAGGGAAUUGUCAAAAUCUGGAGAGCUUCAAAGAGUUGGAGAGCAGGGACAAACGAGAGAGCCCCCAAGACUCGCUGAAGAUCUUCACAGAUCUAGAGAGUAUUCCACAUAUGGUGAACACCUAUCUUCUACUGAGCGUGAUCUUAAACUACAGAGAGAGCACCAGAUGCCACCUCCUGACUUCCUGAAGCCCCCUGAUGUUCCCAGAUUCCAUCCGUUAGUCUUUAAAAAAGAAAGAAACGAGGAAGCUGGGGCUGAGAAGCCUUUGACCAGGGAAUCACCUCGCCAGGAAGCCAAGAAGCAUGAUGAAGACCCCAGAGAUUCUAACAGUGAAGAAGAGGAAGAGGACAAAGGUGUUUAUCCUCGGAUGCCCUCACCUGAUCCGGUUGUGGUAGAUCGAACUGAUUAUACCAGUUCUUCUGCAAGAUUCAUUCGCCACUGGCAUCGUGGUAUCAACUCUUGCAGUCGCACAGACUUGGUCUUUUCACCCCUGGAUAGCUCCAAGCUGGCUGCCAAGAGGGCAAAGACUGCUGCAGCAGCUGCUGCCAAGGAGAAAGAAGGGAAGAAGGCUGCCGUUAAGAAGGAUUCCAGUUCUAAGGAGGACAAAGACAGACGUCAGAGGAGGCCGAGCAGCACUGACAAACAUGCCAAGAAACCAGAUACACCACCGGAGAACACAUCAGCUGAUGCGCAGGUGACCAGCACCUAUGGCCUGCAACAGGGCCCAAUUGCCAUGCCACCUCCGAGAGGUUCUCCAGGGUACUCUGGCUACCCUGGACAGGACAUGCCAGCCAUGCGCACCCUGAGUGAGUAUGCCCGGCCCCAUUCAGCAGUGGUACCCGGCAACCCAGCCAGCAACCUGAUGGGACCCGACCCCAUGCUGCAGUACCAGCUGGAGCAGGUGUACGCCCUGGGCAGCCGGGAGGCCCAGAUUGACCUGGUGGAGCGGGAGCUCAGGGAGAGGGACCUGCGACAGAGGGACCUCAGGGCAAUGCAGGAGCGGGGGUUGCGGGAGAUGGAGAUGUGGGACCGCGAAAUGCGCGAGCGGGGCUUGAAGCCCGGCUACGAGCAGCAGUACGUAGGAGUGCGCACCUCCACAACAACGCCCCUCGCAGCCUACCCUCACCACCCACCCCACCCUGGCGAGCCGCUGCCCUCUCCGCAGCAGCUGAAUGCCUACAACCAUAACCUUGAGCGAGCCCACGCUGAGCACCACCUGCGCAUGCACGGCCCAGAGAAUUCUGCCUUCUCGGUUGACCGGUUGACCUCAGAGCGCAUGCAUCUGGAGCGCAUGGCGUUGAUGGGUGAUCCAAGGGCUGCCGCCGCGGCUGCAGCAGCCGCUGCAGCUGGGCGACCCCCAACUCCCCACCACCACUCCCACUCACAUUCCCACACCCACGUCCACUUCCAUCCCCAAGAGCACAUCCACCACACCUACCUGUCCCAAGGUGGUGUCCUUCCUGAUCAGCCUGCCGGUGCCGUCCUACCGCCCACCCUACACCUUCCGCCCAACCCUCUCCCCGUGCCCCAGCCACCUCACCCCAUGAUCAACCCAGCUGCAGCGGCCGCUGCAGCCAUCGGAGCGCCCCCAUCUGCAUUGCCCCAUGCGAGGCUCUACAGGCCCCCAAUACCCGACGUCUUGGCUCAGCAGAUACAGCAUGAGCACAUACAGAGACAGAUGUUGUCAGAGCGUCAUCCGUAUCCGCCACCCCCACCUCCACCACAGCCACGAUAAGCAACAAGAUCCUUUACCCUUUCCUCAUUCAAUCUCGUCUUCUCAAGCCGGCAGCGAGUUUACGUACCUUGCCAUCCUAUUCUGUCACUGUUGGAACAGUGGUACAUUGAAGGUUUUGGUUUAAUCGGAAGGGAUUAUCAAAAAAGAGGGAAAGAUAACUUCCAAUGUGCCGGUCUCGAGUAGAAAGGAAAUUUGACGUGAUUUGAACAAGCAUUGAUAUAACUUCCAAAGGCAAAGUGAUCCAUGAAACCUGAACCGCAUUUGAUGUCCCAUAAAUAUCGACGGGAAAUAAAGGAUGCAUAUAUGUGCCAGGAAAAAAUAACUCUCUUUGGUAAACAUCUAUUUAGACAGUAACCAACCCCAUUCCUUUGUUUUUUUGAGAUUGCGCAGUGUAAUACCCAUAAAUGCUUGUGUUGAAUUUCUAAAUUUCCUUGUUCCCGUAGACAGUGACAUUGAAUGUUUUCAUGUUACUGUUCUCGUUUCUCCACAGUGAACGAAUAUUGAGCGACUCUUCUUCGUAAAAAUUUCACUUCUCCAUUAAUAGCUGUAGAGGAACUCCUUUAUUUAAUGUGAGAUUAUAACACCUGUCAUAUGUACUGGCCAGUAUGUUAUUGUUCAACGGUUAUUUCCUGUAUGGAGUUUUAUCUUUUACCCCAGUUUAGACGGAAGUGUUUUACGUGCACAAUCAGCUGUGCGAUUCUUGUGUAUACUUUUCAGGCUGUUGAGGACAUUGCGUUUAUGUGAAAGGGGAAAUUAUGCAUUUAAUGAAUAGUCUGACAGUUUUUACUGUGUUAAAACUCGCCACUGUGGACUCAACAGUUCGUACAUAGUUGGACGCAUGACUGUCAUGUGUAAAUGUAAGAGGCACACACACGCCCAUACCCGUGAUGACCAAUCGUAAGUACUGCUUAAACGCGGUGUGACGGUGUGUGUACGAUUGUGUGAGUAUAGUGCGUGAUCAGAUCACGAAUAAAGAUUAACUAUAGGGAGUCCCUACGUAAAAGUGUGAAGUGGAAAGAUACAAUGAGGUAGUUGACAAAAGAUGCAGUUUCUUUGGUAAGCCACGAGUUGAAACGAGUGACGUUCUCCUGAGACCGGAGGCAAAUGGUGCAAAUUCAUAGCCCUAGGUUCGCAGCUUCGUUUUUACCGACUCUUUUCUUUACAUGUGUGAAAGGACACACUUAGUUACAAAUGUACAGGACUAGUUUGAGAUUGUUAGUAAAAUGAGAUAUAUAUUUAUACAUUUAAUAAAACCAUUUAAUGCUUAACUGUUUACUGAACAAAUUUACACUAAUCGCUGAGCUCGAACCACGACCUCGCCAUUGACAGUUUACACUUCAAAUUUACAAGCUCUAAAAUGGAUCCUGUUGAGCAUCACUACAGGGCACUUCGCAGUUUCGGUGCCACAGUCAUUGGCCAGUCACUUCCGUCUUCAAAAUGGCGGUACACUUUCCAGACUGGAGCCUUUUGUGGUUGCGCUCGUGUCUCUGCAGGUUACUUGUUCCGUUUGGGGCCUAAAUGUAGUUACAUGUACUUGGCCAGUCAGCACAGAGCUAUUUAUAGAGAAAGUUGCGACUUGAGUGCCUCAAUUGUUGGAAACAAAAUGGUGAUUAAGCGUCAGUGCACAUGGACAGUCAGCUGUAUGCUUCUGCACACAGUCAUAACGAACAGCCAGUUUGGUUACCAAGACUUAAGUCGGCGUUAUCUCUUUCAGCAAGGCCACAGUGUGUUCUGAAUGAACAUCCUCUACAAAAGAGAUUCUGAAUGGAACCAGAUUGUGUGGGUCUGUGAGUGUUGUGCCACGUGGUCUAGUUUCAACCAUCGCCAUGUCCAACAUCUCCGCCCAAAAGGAAGGAAAACACCCAUCUCCUUGUAACUCUACAGGACCAGGGCAUUUAUACAAUAUUCCUCAUACAAAUUUUCUAUUAAUAGUAUUGAAAUGUAAAUAAGCACAAUGUAGGAAAUCGGUCAUAGAAACUAUACCAGACAGUUUUUGAAUAAUUUAUUUAAGCGGUGCGCAACUCGGAACAGCACGUGUUUAGGAUGAGUAGGUUUUUUAAAGUUGGUAUUGUAGGAGGAGUUUUAAUAAAACUAUCUGAAGAAAG